Molecule: messenger RNA, 3747 nt
Organism: Ornithorhynchus anatinus (platypus)
Lineage: Eukaryota; Metazoa; Chordata; Mammalia; Monotremata; Ornithorhynchidae
Gene: SLC26A1
Product: solute carrier family 26 member 1
Exons: 4
Coding region: 383-2506 (707 amino acids)
Biological process (GO): transmembrane transport
Cellular component (GO): membrane
Molecular function (GO): chloride transmembrane transporter activity; sulfate transmembrane transporter activity; oxalate transmembrane transporter activity
Source: RefSeq, a predicted model, not a curated record
CGAUGAGGUGUCUCCUGAUCGUUUUCUUACUUUGGUGUUGUCCUUCAGAGCAUUUCAUUUCUGAAGUGACUCGUCCUGUUAGUAAUUUAUUCCUAUUUUCUAUUACAUUUUGAGUCCCUUAUGGAACAGGGACCGUGUUUUAUGUGAUUAGCAUACAUCGAUCUGGCACUUGGCCGAGGAUUGAGCCCAAGGAAAAAAAACCUUUAAAAAUGCAUAAAAUAAAGCCAACUGGAUGAUGUGAGCUAAUCAAAUAGAUGGAAGAUGAUGGAAUGCCCCACCUUCCUUCCUUCAUAAAACAGGCAUAUUUUUCCCCAGAGUCAUUUGGAUGGCUGUCAACAUUCACACUGUGCCCACAACUGCAUGCUUAGCGCCCGCCUAGGAAAUGGAAAUGCAGAGCGAGUCCAUGGCCGUGGAGAAUCAUCUUCAGUUUCCUGUGUUAGUGCAAAGAAGUCCUCCUGGCGAGGGAAGCACGCGAGAACGGAUCAAAGCAAAGCUGAGGAAGAACUUUGUCUGCACAACCGGGAAGUUGAAAGCUAUGAUCUUAGACUUCUUCCCCGUAGUGGGGUGGCUUCCACACUAUCGGUUCAAAGAAUACAUCUGGGGGGAUAUAAUGUCGGGUCUCAUUAUCGGGAUCAUUUUAGUGCCACAGGCCAUUGCUUACUCUCUGCUCGCCGGCCUGAAGCCCAUUUACUGCCUUUACACGUCUUUCUUUGCCAACAUCAUUUACUUCACGAUGGGAACUUCUCGGCAUGUUUCGGUGGGCAUCUUCAGCUUAUUGAGCCUCAUGGUGGGCCAAGUGGUGGACAGAGAACUGCAGCUGGCAGGAUUUGACCUGAAUGAUGAUAUGCCGGCAGGGAACGCCAGUGGCAUGAACUUAACAACUGUCCCCUUGACUCUCGGAGGAAUGGGCGUGGAAUGUGGGAAAGAGUGUUACGCAAUCAGCAUUGCUACAGCCUUAACUUUUCUUGCCGGAGCGUAUCAGGUUCUCAUGGGACUUUUUCAUCUAGGUUUCAUCUCAAUGUACCUCUCAGAGCCUCUGCUAGACGGUUUUGCCACCGGAGCAUCUUUAACAAUCUUAACGUCCCAAGUUAAGUACCUCUUUGGAAUCAGAAUUCCACGCCAUCAUGGCUACGGAAUGUUCCUCGUGACCUGGAUCAAUCUCUUUCAAAAUAUCUCACAGGCCAAUGUGUGUGAUGUCGUAACAAGUGCCAUUUGUCUGGUUGUGCUGGUCGCUGCCAAAGAAUUAACGGACCGGUACAAACAGCAGCUGAAGAUCCCUCUUCCGAUAGAGCUGAUCGUCAUCAUUGUGGCCACUUUAAUCUCCCACUACGGGAAUUUAAAUGAAAGGUAUGCCUCAAGCAUCUCUGGGGAAAUUCCGACAGGAUUUAUCGCCCCCAAAGCGCCAGACUUCCAGUUAAUGCGACGGGUCGCUCUGGAUGCCGUCCCCCUCGCCGUCAUUGGCUUUGCAUUUACGGUGUCCCUCUCAGAGAUGUUUGCCAAAAAAUUUGCCUACACUAUCAAAGCCAAUCAGGAAAUGUUUGCAAUCGGUUUCUGCAACAUAAUUCCAUCUUUCUUUCAUUCUAUCAUAACCAGCGCGGCUCUCGCAAAAAGCCUCGUUAAAACGUCGACGGGUUGUCACACCCAAGUGUCGAGUGUGGUGAGCGCGGUGGUGGUGUUGUUGGUGCUGCUUUUCUUUGCACCCCUCUUUUAUUCCUUGCAAAAAUGCGUUUUGGCCUGCAUCAUCAUCGUCAGUCUGAGAGGAGCCCUUCGGAAAUUCAAAGAAGUAGCGAAGCAGUACCGCCUGAGCAAAAUCGACACGUUGGUUUGGUGCGUCACGAUGGCCUCUUGUGCCUUAAUCAGUACAGAAAUUGGACUGUUGGUAGGUGCUGUGUUUUCGAUCAUGUGCAUCGUCAGUCGCACGCAGCGGCCUCACACCGCCCUGUUAGGGCAGAUCGAAAACACGGUCUUCUACGAAGAUGACAGGGAAUAUGAAAAUCUUUUACCUGUGCUCAAGAUCAAGGUAUUUCGUUUCGAGGCACCGCUCUACUAUGCGAAUAAAGACUUCUUUGUAAGGUCUCUCUAUAGAAUGACAGGGCUAGAUCCCGUCUUGGAAACAGCAAAGAGGAAAAAGGGGGCAAAAGGAAAGAGGAUCCACCCUGAAAAGGGCAAUGAGGAAGAAGCAAGUUGGAAAGGACUGAGCCAAAUUGAUACGACCUCCUCUCUGGUCCCAAACCAGGUUGAUUUUCAAACCAUCAUUAUUGAUUGCUCUUCGGUCCUCUUUUUAGACACAGCUGGCAUCAACACAUUUAAAGAAAUAGCGAAAGACUAUAAGGAAGUAAAUAUCGCCGUUCUUCUUGCUUGUUGCAAUCCCUCCGUGAUUGACUCUCUGAAAAGGGGUGGCUACUUUGGGAAUGCUGAAAUCACCAAGGAACUGGUGUUUUACAGUGUACACAGUGCCAUUCAGUUUGUAAGAGAGAGAGAGGGGAUGGCGGACUCUACCGUUUAGAUUCCGGGGGUUAAUCCCGGGCAGCCUCUCAAAGCCUUUAAAGCGGGGUUCCGAUGCUCAUUUGUGAUCUCUAGUGUCCACGUUAGUGAGGGUUUGUAGUGCCAUCCCCGAGGAGCCCAGUCCCAGGAUGGUUCAAGGGAGGGAAGGUGGGAGAAACCGCUCAGGCGGUGGAGCAGCAAAUUAAGACAACCCAUUCAAAAUGGACUUGUUUGAGGAAAAGUCGCAAAACAUUGCUUUAAAGUCAACACUGCCAAGACUAGGGAAAGAAGGCCAUGGUAAUGAUUGAGUCCAAUUCGUCACUCUUCCCUCACAAAAGUGCAGUGCCAUGCUUCCUUCCCAGGGCGGGCUGGGGGGGAGGGGGCGGCGGGAGGUGAGGAAACUGUUCCCCUGGAGAUAUCGGCCAUGGUACAGCUGUCAGGCCAUUUAGAAAGCAGCAUGGGAAAACCUCAGAGCAGGCAGAGAGGCAAAAUGACCAGAACACCCAACAGGUCCAAUCUGUGUCCCUCCCCGCCUCCCAGCCACGCACCCUUUUGGAGUGUGUGGUGGGUUUGAGCUCGUGGAGAAGGCUACUUCCAUAAACUCAGAGUGGCUGGCUUUCGGUGGGUUUUCAACAGCUUCAAUAGCUUCCACGAGGAAGCAGGUCAGGCAGAAUUAUUGUCAUCAUUAUUAUUAUUAGUAGUAGUAGGUCAUUCCUUUCCAGGCUUUAACAUGUUUAGAGAGCUAUUAAAUGUCCUGGUUCAGAGCCGGAGUGUGCAGCGUGACAAGCGAGACGAGGGAGGCUGCGCUCUCCCAUUGGCAGUUUGGCUGCUCUAUUGUUUCAGGCACAAAAAGAGAAGCUGUGGAGGCCUACCAGCUUAAGAGUAAUUCUUCUCUCCUCAAACUGGACAUAACCUUGGCUCAGGGAGAUACUCUGUAGGGGAGAAUAAAAGAGACUUCUCCUUCUCAAGCCCAGGGUUCCAUCUCUGACAUCUUUCCAAAGGCAAAGGAGUGAAUUGGGGGAUUCACUUUUACCACAAGCUGAAGUGAUAGAUUUCUAUUCUCCGUGUCUGCUCACCAGUCUGCACUGGUAAGAACCUUUCACCGAGGACUUUUUUUUCUUUUUUUAGCAUAGUUGUUUUUAAAUAAAGGAUACUGUAUUUUGGUGUGAGUGGAAAGAGCAACCAUCCUGCUGUCAGUGCUUCUUAUAAAAAAUACUAAGGAUUGAAUAGCAGAGUCAAAAUAAAAUACCUUUCUUUACACUC